UCCCGCCGGCUCCAGCGCGUGUCCGCGGAGCGCGCCAUGGCCUCUCGGGUGACCGCCCUGCUCCUGCCGCUGGCCCUGCUGCUCCGUGCCGCGGCGGCCAGCGGGCCCAGCCGGUUCCGCAUGACGCCGCCGAAGGUGGUGGGACAGCUGCACGCGCAGGUGGAGCUGCAGUGCCAGGUGCUGCUGUCCACCGCGGCGCCGGGCUGCUCGUGGCUCUACCAGAGGAAUGAGCCAGCCGCCCGCCCCGUCUUCCUCAUGUACAUCUCCCAGAGCCGGGCCAAGCCGGCCGAGGGCCUGGACACCAAGCACAUCUCCGGCCAGAAGAAGACCGACAGCACCUACAGCCUCACCCUGAGCCGCUUCCGCAAGGAGGACGAGGGCUACUAUUUCUGCUCUGUCCUGAGCAACUCCAUUCUGUACUUCAGCCCCUUCGUGCCGGUCUUCCUGCCAGUCAAGCCCCCCACUACGCCGGCGCCGCGGCCACCCACGCGGGCGCCCACCAACGCGUCCAAGCCGGUGUCUCCGCGCGGGGAGACCUGCCGGCCUGCGGCGGGCAGCGCAGUGAAAACAAGUGGGUUAGACUUCGCCUGUGAAAUCUACAUCUGGGCACCCCUGGCUGGGACCUGCGCCGUCCUUCUCCUGUCACUGGUCAUCACCAUCAUCUGCAACCACAGGAACAGAAGACGUGUUUGCAAAUGUCCCAGGCCCGUGGUCAGACCAGGAGGCAAGCCCAGUCCUUCAGAGAAAUAUGUCUAACAUGGAGAUGGAUCCUGUGUGGCAGCCACUACAAGACCAAAUAGAAUUCUUUUUAUGAGAACAGCAACAGUCCCUCCCUUUUGGUUUUUCCGGACUUCUUCUUUUCUUAUGUAUCCAUUCUCAUUAUUACUUUUGUGGGGGUUGGGGG
Molecule: messenger RNA, 904 nt
Organism: Canis lupus familiaris (dog)
Lineage: Eukaryota; Metazoa; Chordata; Mammalia; Carnivora; Canidae
Gene: CD8A
Product: CD8a molecule
Exons: 6
Coding region: 37-756 (239 amino acids)
Source: RefSeq, marked validated